AUUCUGAGAACUCAUAGUGCAGGCGAGAGAUAAAACAAGAGCUGGUUUCAGCGCUGGGAGCUACAGUAAGGGGCUGCCUAUGAAUCAUUCAUUCAGCCUCUCUCUGGUGGUUGAGAGGAGCUCGCUCAUCUAUAACGCUCCAUCUGAAGAGACACGUGAGGACGUCUCCCUUAUGGUGCUUCUCCAGCUCUGACUCGACUGCCUUCAUCUCUCAUUCUCCGGCGUGUUUACGCACCAGUUUUAGCUGGCCGGGCAGAGCUGGAGUGAAUGGACUGGCCACCCUGGCGCCAGGACCGAAAGAGUUUGGGAGCUAAAAGAGAAAUGCUUGAGGUGGGUCUGAUUGUGUAGUGUGCUGAUUACAAGAUAAAAAGCCACACAUGAAAAGACGGAAACAAGUCCCUGGACAGCGGCAUUGCCGAGAUGGAGGAACUUCCUGUUCCCCAGAACAUCAAAAUAAGCAACAUCACAUGCGACUCCUUUAAGAUCUUCUGGGAUAUGGACUCCAGGUCCAAGGAACGCAUCACGCACUACUUCAUCGACCUCAACAAGAAAGAAAACAAGAAUGCCAACAAGUUCAAACACAAGGACGUCCCCACUAAACUGGUAGCGAAAGCUGUUCCUUUGCCCAUGACAGUGCGAGGACACUGGUUCCUGAGUCCACGCACUGAAUACACUGUGGCCGUUCAGACCGCGUCCAAACAGGGUGAUGGAGACUACGCCGUCUCUGAAUGGAGCGAGAUCAUUGAAUUCUGUACAGCCGAUUAUUCCACUGUUCAUCUCACACAGUUACUGGAGAAAGCCGAGGUCAUUGCCGGCAGAAUGCUGCGGUUCUCUGUCUUUUAUCGAAACCAACACAAAGAGUACUUUGACCACACAAGGGAGGCCCAAAACAACAAGAUGUUGCCAUCAGUGAAGGACAACAGCGGUAGCCACGGUUCGCCCAUCAGCGGGAAACUCGAGGGCAUCUUCUUCAGCUGCAACACCGAGUUCAACACGGGCAAACCCCCACAGGACUCGCCAUACGGCCGUUACCGCUUCCAGCUACCAGCCGAGGAGCUCUUCAGCCCCAAGACAAACCUGUAUUUCGCUGACUUCUACUGCAUGUACACGGCCUAUCACUACGUCAUUCUGGUGAUCGCGCCGAAGGGCUCGUCUGGAGAUGAGUUCUGCAAGCUGCGCCUGCCAGCACUGGAUCUCGCCAACAACCGCUUCAUGACGUGCUCGGAAGAAGAAGAUGGCCAGCUGGUGUUCCACCACGCACAGGACCUUAUCCUGGAGGUCAUCUACACCGACCCCGUGGAUCUGAGCCUGGGCACGGUAGCUGAGAUCAGCGGCCACCAGCUCAUGAGCCUGUCCACAGUCAACGCCAAGAAGGAUCCCAGCUGCAAGACCUGCAACAUCAGCGUGGGACGCUAACCUAAGAACCUGAACCCUCCUGCUGCCUUGAACAGCACAGAAAAUCGCCUUCUCCUUUCGCCGUCCUCCUUACCCAUUAUCGAACUUAUCCAUCAUUCCUUCUGGUGUCUGUAAGGCUCCUCCGCAGCAUGUGUCUCACAGCUUUUUUUUUGUUUUGUUUACUAGCUUAUGGAUCUUGACCCAGGGUUUGGGUUAGCUAUGUUGUGCUCCUAUUUUUGUGCUCAAUCAAACUGCUUCUUUAAUCCUAUUGGCUAUCAGACCUUCCUGUUAGAAUGCAGAAUUGUAACCAAAGUUUACACAAAUGUAACACUAAAUGCUCAUCAAGUCACUCAAAUCUGUGAAUCGAGGCAGCCGUUCUUAUGAGGCAUUAUGAAUGUGAGGAUAUCAAGUGAGGUCUCUCAAAAAACGUGAUUGGACGUAUCUGUAGCAUGAUUGCAAACAUUUUUGGAAACGUUGACAUUAGCACUUCCAUAACUGUUCUUCAGCAGUGUUUCAUGCUAUCUAUUCCAACCCAUCCAGUAUACUGUGAUUUAGCAUAUAAUCAAUGUGAUAUGAUGUGUAGAUAGAAAAAUAUUUAUUUUUUAACUGAUGAAUAGAAAAUGGACAGGAUCAGAAGUGCACAAUACAGGACUUUGGUGAUAAAAAAAAAAUAUAUAUAUAUACUGUAUAAACCAAUGAAGUUACGUGCACUAUAGCUAGCAUUCAAAAGCUACAUUUGUCAUUGUGGAUGUGUACAGCAAAUAAAUUCUGGGACGACAUUAACAUGACAGAAUAACCACACCUGAUUGUAGCACAACUCAACAGUUUAGCUGGUUGGCAUGCAAAGACACUACACAAAGAUUGUAAUAGUUCAUUGCAGUAGAGCCGUCGGAAAGCAAAGAUAUUGAUUGUUUCGUUUCCAGAGAGUAGCUACUUGAGCAGAAUUGCACUUAAAGCGCUCAUCCGCUUCUCAUGAUCAUAUCUCCGCUUCGGGCUUCAGUAUUGUUUUUAAUGUAUGAUGUGAUUGGACAGUGUUCAUUUUAACCAAUAUAUCAUUUGCUCUUGAUGUAUAGGAGGAAAACUGUGCUCUGUGAUGACCACGUACCAUACUGUAACACGUUUUUGAGAAAAAUGGAUCUUUAGAAAUACAGUCCUUAGCUCUUCUGGGAGAAUCUUUUCAAUUCUGGGUGGUAUGUCUCAUUUUGUGCUCCCUUUUUAAUGCGAGAGACAAAUAUAUGAGAAAUAAACAAUUACGUUUUGUUGGCUCAUACAAUGCAUACAAUUAUGGUUUGUUUCUGCUGUUUUUUUAUGUUAAGGAACUCAUUGAAAUUUGCAUAAAACCAUUAUUUUAAGUGCUCUGAGUUGUUUUCUAUCUAGAGCGUUGCAUUAUUUGACAGUCUAGAGAUUUUGUCUAGCCCCAGAGAAUCAUGGAUCCUCAUUAGUGUGCACAAUGUCACUACGGUCCUAAUUAGAAUCAUAAACUAGCUUCAGACAAGAGCAAGAAAACAUUACAAUUGCAUACGAUUCGACUUUGGUUAAAAAUAAAAAUAAAAAUCUUCUCCAAAAAUAAAGUGCCAUGUUCCAUAAACAUAGAUGAAUACUCUAUUCUCUUUUGCCCUUUGAAAUCUGAAUGAGGUUUGUAUCGAUCUGUCUCGCUCUGUACACAGCACAGAGAUCGCACACGUUUGUGUUUGUUCUAGUAGUCACUGAAAGGCCUUGAUCGGUUCGGCCCAACCCACUGAGUCUAGGACUUCUAAUGUGGUCAGAAAACAUAUUAAAGUGCAUUUUAGCAUCAUUAUGGCACAAUUAUGUCAAAAGUAAAUCUCCAUUUGGUCCAAACAUUGGGUUCAACACUGAAAGGCAGAAAGAAUCUCUUUAACUCAGAUAGUCUGUGUGGUUUCCCGUUUGCUGAGCAGCACUUCCAGUAAGCGUAAUUUGGCUUUGAGACUUUUGUACUCCUGGUACUCCUCGGCCACGGGGAUUCUGUCAUCUUUUUGUGCGGUUCUUCAUUAUGUUGAUGGAGAGGGAGAGAAGUAAAUAAAGAAAAACAGAUACCGCAUGAAACAGAUGACUCUGUGAGAUUACACUACCAUUUAACCCUUGAGUUGCCUUACUGAAGCAGUUUUGUACAUCAGUGGAUAGCAGAAUAAAUGGAAAUGUAUUUUAUUUAAAAAACAAAAUCCAUAUAUUGUGUACUUGUUUAGUUUUUUCUUCCUGGUGGUAUUAUUUUGUGUAUCAUAGAUGUGCAUUAUGCUAACUAGGCUGGAACUAUUGUAAUCUUUAUUUUCCUUUUUCCUUCCUGUCCAUGUUCAAAAAGACAAAAGUAACUAAAUACCAUUAAAAUGUGUUAAUGCCA
Messenger RNA from Carassius gibelio (silver crucian carp), 3751 nucleotides. Its product is annotated as phytanoyl-CoA hydroxylase-interacting protein-like. Gene Ontology annotation, cellular component: cytoplasm. The transcript has 7 exons. Gene Ontology annotation, molecular function: protein binding. Lineage: Eukaryota; Metazoa; Chordata; Actinopteri; Cypriniformes; Cyprinidae. Bases 421 to 1416 code for a protein of 331 amino acids. The record is from RefSeq and is a predicted model, not a curated record.